AUGCUUCCGGACAGGAAGAUGUAUGCGUUAUUAACCAGACCCCAAAAUAAGAGUGGGUUUAAGCCACUGCCUGUCGUAAUCAUAGGGAACGGACCUUCAGGAAUCUGUCUCUCCUAUUUGCUCUCAGGCUACAUCCCUUACUUCAAAAGAGACUCUCUUCAUCCUCAUCCUAUUCUUCAGAGGAAACUGGAAGAGGCGCCGGAUAUCUCCAUUUUGGACCAGGAUUUGGAGUAUCUGUCUGAAGGCUUGGAGGGACGAUCUCACAGCCCUGUGGCUCUUCUAUUUGAUACUCUUCAGCGUCCAGACACAGACUUUGGUGGAAGAGCAGAAUCUGUCCUCACUUGGUGGCAUGAGACCGACAGAGCCGUCCCCCACCUGGUCCUUGGCAGAAACGCUCCUGGAGGUGCCUGGCAUUCCAUCGAGGGCUCUAUGGUUACCCUGAGCAGAGGGGAAUGGAUGGGACUCCCAGAUCUCCCAUUCAAGGACUGGCUAAAGCAAAAGAGAAGAGGCCUCAGAAACAAUAGAGCCACAGCAGAAGACAUUGCUCAAUAUUACCAACACUAUGUGAUGAAGAAAGGACUGCAGAAGAAUUUCAGAUGUGGUACUGUUGUGACCUCUGUGAGGAAAGUGAGUGCAGGCACAGAAAGAUCUCACUCACAGAAAGAUCUGCAGGAGAAUAGUGACUCACUCUGGAACUUCAACGAGAAAAGUACGGAGGUCUUUCAGGUGGAUGGAUUUUUCAAAACUGUGAAAGGUGAUAAAGAGCCCUUCUCCGUCUAUGCAGAGAAUGUGGUCUUAGCUACAGGAACAUACGAUAGUCCUACUUGGCUUGGGGUCAAGGGAGAGAACCUUUCUUAUGUCCAUCAUCAGCUGUCUGCCCUAGAGGAAGCAGUGAAGAACAGCAGCAUUGGCAUCAUGUCUGAUCCAGUCUUGAUUGUAGGUGCUGGUCUGACAGCUGCUGAUGCAAUUCUCUUUGCUCACCACUGCAAUAUUCCAGUAAUCCAUGUUUUUCGGAGACGAGUCAGUGAUCCAGGUCUUAUUUUUAACCAGCUCCCCAAAAUGAUGUACCCUGAAUACCACAAAGUCCAUCAGAUGAUGAAAGAACAGUCGGCUGCUUGUGCUGGGCCCUAUGACUGUUACGUUAGCCUUCCUGAACAUCAUGUGCUAUCCUUUGGCAAGGACAAGAAAUGUAUCUUUCAAGACAAGAAUGGCUACCAGAAAGUUUAUAAAAUUUCCAUGGCUCUUGUUCUAACUGGCUCAAAUCCCAACCUCUCCUUUCUGCCAAAUAAUGGCAUUGACUUGGCAAUGGACAGUGACCAACCAGUCAAUCCAAAGAGGAAUCCCAUAGAUGUUGACCCAUUCACCUAUGAAUGCACUCAGGAGAAAGGGCUUUAUGCUCUAGGACCUCUAGCUGGAGAUAACUUUGUACGCUUUGUACAGGGAGGGGCUCUGGCUGUUGCCAGCUCUCUGUUAAAGAAAGCAAACAAAAAUCCCCCCUAAC
Molecule: messenger RNA, 1501 nt
Organism: Phaethon lepturus (White-tailed tropicbird)
Lineage: Eukaryota; Metazoa; Chordata; Aves; Phaethontiformes; Phaethontidae
Gene: OSGIN1
Product: oxidative stress induced growth inhibitor 1
Exons: 5
Coding region: 1-1500 (499 amino acids)
Source: RefSeq, a predicted model, not a curated record